Molecule: messenger RNA, 768 nt
Organism: Clavispora lusitaniae ATCC 42720
Lineage: Eukaryota; Fungi; Ascomycota; Pichiomycetes; Serinales; Metschnikowiaceae
Biological process (GO): protein folding in endoplasmic reticulum
Cellular component (GO): EMC complex; membrane
Source: RefSeq, a predicted model, not a curated record
AUGAUUGCAGAACUUUUGAUUGAUCCUCAGUUGAAAUGGUGGAUGCUUCUUCCAAUUUCAGUGGCCAUGGUGUUGGUAGGCUUACUCAGAUCCAACGUGACAUACCUUGUUACUCCGAAGCCAAAACUUGAGCCGCUCAAAUCGGCCAGAGAGAAAUCUUUCUUGCAGAGGGUUUCGGGAUUCAAAAGAAAUUUCAAUGUUUUGAAUGCCGAGGAGUUUGAGGCAAGGAGAAACUACUUCAUUGAGAAGUUGAAGAGCACAGAAUACUACGCCAAAAUCGAAGACCCCAACGCUGGGCCACAAAAUCCGUUUGGUGACGCAGCCACCAGUGACGCCUUGAUGAAUAUGGCCAAGGGAAACUUGAUGAGCUAUGUGCCGCAGACUUUGAUCAUGGGCUGGGUCAACUUUUUUUUCGCUGGCUCCAUUGUGAUGAAGCUUCCCUUCCCUUUAACAGAAGGCUUCAAGAGCAUGCUACAAACCGGCGUGAACACGCCCAAUUUGGAUGCCCAGUACGUGUCGGCAAUUUCAUGGUAUUUUGUCAACUUGUUUGGUCUUCGAGGUGUUUAUCUGUUGCUUAUGGACGACCCUGCAGCAGCUGCAGAACUAAUUAACCAGCAACAACAAAAUAUACCCAACAUUGGCGCCCCUGGAGGGCCAAAGGCAGAAAAAGUGUUUAAUGCUGAGGCCGACAGCCUUCAGAUUUUGGACCAUGAAAGUCUUUACACGGGCAUUGCCCAGCGGAUUCUUCAAAAGUACGAUAAGCAAUAG